This is a messenger RNA of Saitoella complicata NRRL Y-17804, 1653 nucleotides long. RefSeq lists its product as uncharacterized. The transcript is spliced from 2 exons. Bases 1 to 1653 code for a protein of 550 amino acids. NCBI's taxonomy places the organism in Eukaryota, Fungi, Ascomycota, Saitoellomycetes, Saitoellales, Saitoellaceae. The record is from RefSeq and is a predicted model, not a curated record.
AUGCCACACCAGCAGCAGCAUCCUGAACCGCCAAUUGCAUCAAUAAGAAACACCCUGAAUCCUACGACUGCGGCUGCCGUCCCUGCCGCUGCCUCGACGACAUCGACAUCCACUGCGCACGGGAGCUCGAGAAGGACUGGAUCUUCGACUGAGGACCGUUCGGCUGCGGGAUGGACACCGAGGAUAUCUGAACUGACAUUACCGUCUGUACCAUCGACUUCGUAUCGCUCGACUACAUCACAUACACUUCCGCCGACUGUGCAUUCAUCCGGAUCAGACUCCGACAUAUACCGACGAGGACCCUCACUUCGCCGAGACGAUUCACGGGUCGAUCCAAUAUCGACUCAAUCGACACGACCACCGUCACUUCCGACGUCGUCGAGGCCUUCGGCGGCAGAGACUGUACGCACUUCACCGCCAACUGCACCAGCAUCUAGGACUGCGUCGACAUCUUCACAGACCCAGCACUCACUUCAACCACCGCAUACAUCCUUGGCCUUCGAUAUUAGUCCGUUCACUCGACCAACAGUUCCUCCAGCUACUUCAACCAACCGUGUAUCACCACCAAGUCCGCGAACAUUUCAUACAACUAUCAAUACUACUACUAGCCCCGAAAUUAACUCUCGCUGGGUCGGGCAGCCGGUCCGAACACCCACAACAACUGCCAGCGCAACAACAGCAUCAAGAUCGACAUUCUCCACAGAGGUGGACGAGGAGACGAUAACAGCCCCAUCCAGCCCUGCCAGUUUGGCGGGGAAGAAGAAGCGGAUGGCGGAUCUGCUAUUACCGGUGGACGGGGAAGAAGAUGCCGGAGGAGUUCCGACGUCGAAGCAGAAACAGGAUACGCGAACCGUACCAGGCCCUGUCCGAAUACCCGAACCACCACCACCACCACCACCACCACUACCACAUCCACAUCCACAACACCACCCGGUACAUCAACUCGUCGUCCGACAACAACCCCUCCGCGCCCGCAUGUGUGGCUUCGGCGAAAAAGACCGAAGACCACUCGAUCCACCGCCGAUUCUGCAGUUGAUCAUCACGAGUACGCAAACGGGACGGACGGAUCCCGAUGCGUUGAGUGAUCCGUUUUUUGUGGUGCAUGCGACGUUGUGGAGUGACACCGGGGAGGAUGAACGGAAUUUGAUAUUGACAAAUAAGGAUGAUUCGGAGCAAGGACAGGAGCGAGGUGGGAGAGAAGAUAAGGGUGCGGGGCCGGGGGGGAGUGUGGUCAAAGUUCUCAUUGGGAGUUUGGUUAGUAGUCCGGCGUUGUUGGAGGAUGAUCGUGGUGUCGAGGGGGUUUAUUUUGCGUUUCCGGAUUUGAGUAUUCGGACGGAGGGACGGUAUCGACUCAAGUUCUCUUUGGUACGCCUGGGAACGGGAGAUUUCGAUGGUAGUAGUAGGAGUACUAUCGUGGCGGAGGGUGUGAGUGAUGUCUUUACGGUGUACUCGGCGAAGAAGUUUCCCGGGAUGACUGAAAGCACAGAGUUAACGAAAGCUUUCGCACGGCAAGGAUUGAAGAUUCCGAUUCGGAACGACGUAAGAGGGAAGAACAGGGGAAAGACAACAUCAAAUAUGCCACCGCCUGGGGCAGAGGUGACGGAAGAGCAUAUGAAGGCUAAGAAAGCCAAGAAGCAUAGUAUGGAAGCAUGA